AUGAAGGUCACCAUUGAUGAGGUGCCGGUGUAUUUUCCUCACCCAGAGAUUCACCCGGAACAACUCCGGUACAUGCACUAUCUUAAAACUGUGUUGGACAGAAAAAGUCAUGGAAUCCUCCAAAUGCCAAAGAACAAAGGGAAGAGUUCGGCUCUCAUUUCUUUCAUAACGAGCUACAGAUUGUGGAAGCCAGAGAAUUUGCAGAUGAAACUCAUAUACUGUGCUCGCAACCUGGAGGAGACGGAGAACAUCUUGUCGGAGCUCAAAACUAUAUACCAGCUCCAGCGCCACUUCCUUGGCGAUGCUGCAAAUAUGCUUGCCAUCGGUUUCGCUACCCGCAUGAAUAAACUCUGCAUCAACUCUACUAUCACGGAAUUUUCCAUCAGUGAUGAAUUCGUUGAUUCAAAGUGUCUUGGCUGUACUGCUAGUUGGAUAAGAGAACUUGCCCUCCACAAUACCAACAUUAAUAUUUGUUCUUAUUUUGAGAAGUAUCAAGUGGAUAGGCCUGUUCUACCACCAGGUGUCUACACCAUUGAGGACCUUCAUGAAUUGGGAGAGGAUGAGCAGAAUGACUUUUGUCCUUAUUUCGUGGCUAUUGAUGCGUUGCGCACUGCGAACGUGGUGGUUAUUUGUGGGUAUAAUUACUUGCUGAAUCCUAAGUAUGCUGGAAUUAUAUCAAGUAAAUUGAUGGACGAAAGUAUAGUUGUACUAGAUGAUGCAGAAGACAUUCUUGAGGUUUGUAAGACAUCUCUCAGUGUCGCUGUCUCGAUGCAUACUCUCACUAGUACCUCCUUAUUUGUGAAGGAGAUGCGUCUUCAACUUGAAAGUUUCAAUGCCAACGAUCCAGAUAGAUUACGCGCUGAGUAUGAUAGACUCUUGCAGGGUUUGACACGAAAUGGAGAUGACCUUCCUCCCUCUGAUGUGUGGCGAGCACAUCCAGCCCUGCCAGCUGACGUGUUAGUGCAGCCUAUGCCUGAAGACAUUCGCUCUGCCAGUAAUUUUCUUACUGCUUUACAGCAUUUGAUUGGAUAUCUUAAGCCCAUGUUAAGUUGUGAAGACGUUCAAGAUGAAAGAAGCCUUCUUAUUUUGGUGGAGCGUUUGCAACCUCACCUUAACCUACAAAGUUUAAGGCUCUUUUAUGAACGCUUUCAUUCACUGAUUUCUACCUUGAAAGUUAAGAAUCCUGCUCAUCUUCAUUGCUCUGAUGCCCGUGUAUUGUGUGAUUUUGCCACAAUGUUGGGCAUUUAUGCUCAGUCCUCUGAGUUCCGUAUUAGAAGAGGUCCUAGAGGGAUGUUGGAGCAUGCUCCUGACGUCCUUUGUCAAUAUGCACUGCAGAUAUGUUGUGAUGAUCCUUCUCUUGCCAUGAAAGUUGUUCUUGAUCGAUUUCAGUCCGUGGUGAUCACAGCCACCACAGGCACUUCUGAUUCCUUAGGUCGAUUCCCUCAAAUUUUAAAGUUCCAACCUAUUGUAUGUCGACCUUUGAAGUUGAAGCUUGUCUACAAAUCACGACUGGUGGCACAUUUGCACCUACAUCAGAAUUGGAUGGUUGGGUUGGAGGCACAUAUUGAUCAGAAGUUGAUGGCUGGGUUGAAGGCACAUAUUGUUGACUUGACAGAUUUUGCCCUUCAUCAGAAGUUGGUGCCUGGGUUGGAGGCACAGAUUGUUCAUAUGGCUAAUUUUGGGCUUGAUCAGAAGUAG
Molecule: messenger RNA, 1698 nt
Organism: Vigna unguiculata (cowpea)
Lineage: Eukaryota; Viridiplantae; Streptophyta; Magnoliopsida; Fabales; Fabaceae
Product: general transcription and DNA repair factor IIH helicase subunit XPD-like
Biological process (GO): transcription by RNA polymerase II; nucleotide-excision repair; positive regulation of mitotic recombination
Cellular component (GO): nucleus
Molecular function (GO): DNA helicase activity; hydrolase activity, acting on acid anhydrides, in phosphorus-containing anhydrides; ATP binding
Source: RefSeq, a predicted model, not a curated record